Belonocnema kinseyi is the source of this 3060-nucleotide messenger RNA. RefSeq names its product dol-P-Man:Man(7)GlcNAc(2)-PP-Dol alpha-1,6-mannosyltransferase (gene Alg12). Gene Ontology annotation, cellular component: endoplasmic reticulum membrane. The transcript has 8 exons. NCBI's taxonomy places the organism in Eukaryota, Metazoa, Arthropoda, Insecta, Hymenoptera, Cynipidae. Bases 76 to 2736 code for a protein of 886 amino acids. Gene Ontology annotation, molecular function: alpha-1,6-mannosyltransferase activity. Gene Ontology annotation, biological process: protein N-linked glycosylation. The record is from RefSeq and is a predicted model, not a curated record.
UUUUUCGAUUCUAAUAAUAAUAAUCGUCUUCAGUGUGUUAUUAUGACUAAAUGAUAGUCUCUUUCGAAUGCUAAAAUGGACCAAUUAAUUAUUCUAGUAGCGACAGCUCAUUUACUUUACUGUCCUUUCACUAAAGUCGAGGAAAGUUUCAAUUUGCAAGCGAUUCACGAUGUUCUCUAUCACGGUUCUAACCUAACCCAGUACGACCAUCAUGAAUUUCCUGGAGUCGUGCCGAGAACAUUUUUGGGACCUUUAGCAAUAUCAGCCAUUGCUUCACCUGCAGUUGCAGCAAUCAAGCACUUCAGUGUUAAUAAAUUUUAUUCACAAUAUAUUGUAAGAGCGGCACUGGGAUUAACAGUGAUCGCAACAUUCAGCCUUUAUCGAAAGGCUUUACAAUCUGUCUUUGGUGUAAAAUUUACAAGAUGGUUUGUAAUAAUUACAGUCACUCAGUUUCAUUUUAUGUACUAUCUCAGUCGACCAUUGCCGAAUAUAAUGUCAAUGCCUUUAGUGUUUCUCGCUCUCUAUGGAUGGCUAAGAAAAAAGCACGUCCUUUUUAUUACAGCUUCCGCUGCUGCGAUUAUUAUUUUCAGAGCUGAAUUAGCCAUGCUUUUGGGAAUGUUUCUCUUGUACGAUAUUGCGAAUGCCAAAAUCACAAUUCCCAGUUUCCUCAAAAUCGCAAUACCGUCUGGAAUAUUUUUCUUGGGCCUUACAAUAACUGUCGACUCGAUCUUCUGGAAUCGAAUUUUGUGGCCAGAAGGAGAAGUUUUUUACUUCAAUACGGUUCUGAACAAAAGCAGCGAGUGGGGUACUUCUCCCUUCCUGUGGUAUUUCUACUCAGCACUUCCCCGAGGAUUAUUUUGUUCCUACGUUCUAAUUCCUUUUGGAUUGUAUUGGGACGCAAGAGUAAGAGCGCUCACUGUUCCUGGGAUAACAUUCGUCCUUUUAUUCUCAUUUCUACCUCACAAGGAAUUGAGAUUCAUCAUGUAUGUCUUUCCUCUACUGAAUGUUAGUGCAGCUGCUGCGUGUCACCGUAUUUGGGAGAACAGAGAAAAAUCUCCUCGGAAUGGAUUAAUGGCUUUAGGAGUAGUAGGCCAUUUGUGUUUAAAUGCCAUUUUUUGCAUGUUUUUCCUCUGUGUUGCUGGAUCUAAUUAUCCUGGAGGCAUGGCCAUCGCCAGGUUGCACAGAAUUGAAAAGGAGAGAAUUGAACCUGUUUUUGUGCAUAUCGAUGUCUUUACAGCACAGAGAGGAGUCUCCAGAUUCACUCAGAAUAAUCCUAAUUGGAUUUAUUCCAAGGAAGAGAACUUGACAGUCGACGAUCCGGAAAUGCUGAAAUUUACACACUUAUUGAUGGAGGCAAAAAGCAAAUACUCGCCAAACAUCAAGCCUUAUUUGAAAACACACGAUAUUCUCGACUCAGUCGAUGGUUAUUCUCAUAUUGCUGUAAAUUACCAUCUUUUUCCUCCCAUAAAAAUAAAAACAAAGCCUGCAAUUUUCAUCAUGAGAAGAAAAGCAAAUCUUAAGUACGAUCCAGCGAAAGGAAAAACCAAGCGCAGUCUGAAUCCUCCUAUUUUAGAUGAGAACUUAGAAGAAAACUUUUUAAAUCUGAGUGAAGAGUUGCCGAAAAUAGAACCGAUUUUCGACAACAUCGUGGAAUCUUUAAAAGAAAUUGGAAAACCUUUGGAAAGUGCCAAUUCAAAUACUUCAGAAGGUUCGGAAGAAGUGGAGUCAAGUGACAAUGAGAGCAAAGAAAUAAUUCCAAAAGAGGGAAAUGAAGCUGAGGAAAUUAAAAAUGAGGUAAAUGAAAAAAUCGAGAAUAAAAUUGAAAAAGAAAUUGAAAAUGAAUCUCAAUUUGAAUACGUGGAAACUGAGAAUGAAAGUGAAGAAAUCUCCGAUGAAUAUGUUGCGGAUAAAAGUGCAGAAUUAAAAGAAGCGAGUGCAAAAGAAAAAUUCGGUGGCAAAUUAAAUGGGAAAUUGAAUCCAGAACAGCAAAAACCUGUAAGUAUUAAAGAAGCAGUAAAAAAGAUGAUUCAAGAAAAAAUGGAAUUGAGAGCCAAGAAAGAAAUCCCGGAAGCCGAAGAGCAAAUUUUGGAGGAAAAAAUAAUCGAGAAUGUGAAUCAGGAGAAAUUGAAUCUGCCGAAAUUGGAAAAGAGACGAUCCCAGGAGACGGAAAUAAUUCGCCAAGAGUCAAAAAAAAUAUCAAACGUGAAGGAUUCUAUAAGAAAAAUAAUAAGUCAGUUUAAAGAAUUCGAAAAAGACUUCACAGCCGAGGAUCAAGAUAUUUUAAAGUCUGACCGAGAUUCUGAGAGUUUUCAAGAAGAAUUGUCAAUCGAGGAUUCUGCUUUCGACAUUGAAGAAAUGGAUUCUCAAGUUUCGAUCGAGGCAAAAGAAAGUCUGAAGGAGAUUAUAGAUCAAUUCAAGGAGCUGAAAAGCGAAUUAACUUCUGAAGAAGAUGACCGGUUUGACGAAAUCGCCGCGAAUUAUAUGAAUCGACCGAUUUCGGAAACUCUGAUGCAGUUUAGUGAAGCUCUGAAAAAUUUGGUCCAGCGAAGAAAAGCCAAGGCUGAAAAUAAUGAAGGAAUCAAGAAGAGGAUCAAUAAUUCGAAAAUUUCGAGAAAAGUCAAUGGAAAUUCAAAUCCUAAUUUCCCGAAAAUUAAAAGUUCGAUUGAAGUUAAAGAGGAAGUGGCUCAAAAAGCGAGAAAUUCUGAGAGGGAAAGACCGAAUAACAAAAAUGCGUAAUUUUUUUAGAGAUAAUUUUUUUUAGCCAUUUUUUAUAUUUGAAUCCCUGCAUUGUUAUUAUAGGUUUAUUGUAAAUACGACACAUUCUGUGAUACCAACAUUUCUUGCUUGAAGCUUUUUUCAGGGUGUCUACUCACCUGGAAAAUCUGAAAAUUUCGAGGAGUUUUUCGUAACUGUAGGGAAUUUUUUUGGGGGCUUGAUUACAUUUUUUUUUUAUUGUAAAAUGAAAUUAAGUUAUAAUGUUUUUUUUUUGUUAGGGAAAAUAGCUUUUAUAUUAAUGGGUUUAAAUGUUUGAUUGAAAAUUUGAUUUUGUUUUUUGUUGAA